GUCAAUGGUAUCACACAACCAGUGGUUGUACAUUAUGUGAGAGAACUAGGUUUCGGUUCCGUACGCUCUGGUUUUUUCUAGAAAUUUUGAAAUAGAGCGACAUGCUUUGAAAGACGCGAGUGACACUGUUCGAAAUUAAAAAUGUCAGAAAGUACGGACAUCAAACUUGACACAGUCAAGCCUAUGUCUGUGGCUAUACCAUCUGAUUCAUCCAAAAAACCAGUCAAGUCAACCGCCGUUGUAAAAUAUUCGGCUGUUCAAACACCAGCAACUUAUGCUCAAUUACAAUGCAACACAGAUUUAAACUUACCACCAAGCAACUGGCUCAGCAGUUCUGCAGAAAGUUAUGGUCUGCAGAGUGUAUGGUCUCAAACAUCUGGUUUCUCUAGUUUUCGUAUGGCGCACAUGUUUCCUGAUUGUGUGGGGGAAGUUGACGUUGUGUCGGAUGCGGAAAAUAUAAAAAAGCUAUUGAAGUUGCCUUACAAUCAUGGAGUUAUAUCUAUGGUAGUGCACAGAAUAGAAAAUACAUUGUUAUUAGAUGACUUUGAUAUUCACAAGUACUUACUCAGACAGGCGGAAAACGAUUGGGAAUGGUUAAAGAAAUUUUUUUAUGAGCAUAUCUUUCAGAAUUUGGGAGAUAAAGAGAAGUGUCUAUUUCACAAGACAAGCAACAGAAAUACUUUGCAGCAGAGAAACUUGGUAUCUAAGUUUUUAUAUCACUCGAUUGUAGUGGCUGAUAGCAAAGAGCAGCAUAUUAAACCACAAUUACCUGCUAAAACAUCUGAGCCAUGCUUGCCAGAACCUUCUCAAGAAGAGAAAGUACCAGAUCCAAACUAUAAUCACAAUUUUGCAAGGAAUAUUGUCUGGACUUUUGAGAAUAUACAAAUGCUUAUUGGUACUGAUAUGCCAAUAUUUGGAGGACAGACUCAUCCAUGUAUAAGUCUCAGAUUAAGGGAUAUGACUAAACCCAUUAAUGUGUUAACUGGGAUAGAUUAUUGGUUGGAUAAUUUGAUGUGUAAUGUACCUGAAGUGGUAAUGUGCUAUCACUUAGAUGGUAUUGUGCAAAAGUAUGAAUUAAUUAAAACAGAAGACCUUCCUAAUUUGGAUCAUUCAAAGUUUAGUCCCAAAGUCAUCAGGGAUGUUGCGCAGAAUAUUUUAAGUUUCUUAAAAAACAAUGCAACCAAAGCUGGGCACACUUACUGGUUGUUUAAAGGCAAAGAUGAUGAUGUCGUAAAGUUGUAUGAUUUAACUUCUUUGUGUAACGAUGUAUCAGAUGAAAAGGGUCAGAAUCCAUUCACUGUACCUGUUGCUAUGUUACUGUACAGAGUGGCCCGUAACAUGAAAUACUCCUCUGAUUAUCAUAGGCAGCAGGGUACUAUUAGAAUGUUAUUGAAAAAUUGCACACAACUGUUGACUAAGGAAAAGUACCCACAGAUUGUGACAUCUGCACAUUUUAUGCUAUCUGAUCUCUAUAUACCAUCGGAUACAAAUCCUGCUAGUCCAGGGUUGCUUGAUCAGAGUGAUGAAGAGGAUACGCAAAGUGAAUCUAGUAUAAACCAUGAAAAUGAAAAGGAUUUGGAAGAGGAACUUGAAGAAACUGCAAUUAAGUCAUUAACAUUAGCUAAUAUUAAAGAACACAGGGAAUGUGAAGAACCUAAAUAUAAACCGCCACCAAUUUCGGGCACCAUCGAAGAAAGAUGUUUGGCAGCCUUAGAUCAUGUUUAUCACGGACUCGAAUGCCUACAGUAUUUUCCAAUUGACGAUAAUUCUGAAGAAGAACGGAAGAAACAGGAAGAAGAAGAAAAAAAGAAAAGAGAAUACGAAGAAAAUCAUUUAAAUAUGGCUAAGCCUUUCCAGGCAAUUCCUAUGCCUUAUAUCUCGCUAAAGAAAGAAGAUAAAAAAGAAAUCGACUGUGAAGUCAGUUCUGCGAACAAUAGUCCUAAUCAUAAAAGAAAAUUGAAGCAGAAGAAAGCAAAGAAACCUGAAAAAGUUAUUUCAAAAGUAGAAACUCACGAGAUUGAACCAAAAGCACUGCUAUGCAAGCUUAAAGCCGAAACUUUGCCCACAUGGCAGGCACCUCAGAAAAACAAUAAUAUUAGUUGGAACGUUCACUUAAAAACCUUAUUAUACGAAAAGGCAUCGUUGAUUUUUGCUGUACUUGCUGAAAAUGAGUAUGCUAAUAGAAAUUACGGAGCCUCAUUGAGAUAUAUGUUAGCAGUCCUACGCUGCCAGAAGAUAUUGGAAAUAUUUUGUGGUAUACGGAACGAUAAGUCGAUUAGUUAUCUAUUAGGUCGUGCUGGAGAUUGUUGUUUUAUGGCUGUGCAAGAUUGGUGUAACGUCGAGAGACAUAGAAGAGAUUACGAGAUGAAGAAUGAAAUUGAAGAGAGGAUUGUCCAAGAAAUAUAUCAAAUGGAAGAUUUAGACAUAAAUGGUGCUGAAUUAUUGCCACAACAUUUAGGAAGUUUGGAAUCUACUUUAGUAGCGUCUUAUAAAUGCUACGAAAAAGCACUGUCGUUAGAACCGAUAGAUAUGGAUAGAAACAAUCUUUUAAGGCGAUUAGGAAAUAUUCAUAACGAGUUAGGUGUACUUUAUAUGAAUCAAGCUGGAACGCGAUAUCAACAAGAAAAUUUAGGAGAAGACUCUAUAAGCUCUUCAGAUGCUGUAACAGCGUUACUUACACGCUCGUUAACUCAUUUGGAAGCAGGUGUGAAAGCAUUUGAAACUGUUCACGACGAAGCAAAUUUAGCACUUUUACAUUCAAAUACAGGAAGACUUAUGCGACUUUGCGCGCACAUGCACAUUAAACAGAAUACUCAAGAACGUCAUUUUUACAAUAAAGCGCUCGCGAGUUAUCAGAAAGCCUUGCAAGUUUUAGGUUCGAGGAAAUCGAAUCCCAUGAUUUGGGAUACUAUUACGUGGGAUUUGUCUACUACUUUAUUUACCAUGGCUACAUUGUUACAAGAUUAUCCUAUAACUGGAUGCAAAACUGAAGAAGAAUUAGAACGAGAAGUUGUUGAUAUUUUACAGAAAGCUUUGAAACAUUGUGAUAUUGAAACUGCCGGGCCAAGACAACCAGUCUAUCAAUUUCGCGCUGCAACCAUUCAACAUCGACUCGCAUCUUUAUAUCACCGUGUAUAUAGAGAAUAUGAACCAGAUGCGGAUAAUAUUAAAAGAAAAACAAGUUUGCAACUGUGUAAAUUAUAUUAUGAUAAAGCUGCGAAGCUUUUGCUAGCUUUGGAACAAACUACGGAAUUUCUGACGGUGCAAAUGGAAAGAGUUGCUUUAGCUGAAUAUCAAGCGCGUUGUGUUGCAACAUUUAAUGGUAAAUUAAAAGCAUACCAAAAUGGUCUUCAGUUAAUUCUACAAUGUAGACCUAUUAUUGAUAUAUUAUGCGAGAGGAACGGUUCUCCAAAGCAAAAGGUUGAAAACGUAAAUACUGUUAGUAAUAAAAUAGGGAAAGAUGUUAUCGAAGAAGGGAAAGCGGUCGACGAACAAAAAUUAAUAGAAGAUGAAGAAAGUUUAGUGAUAUUGUUGGAACAGCGAUUACAAUUUAUUUUACGAUCUUUAACAAAACUGUUCGUUACUAAGAAUAGCAAUAGCAGCAAGAAAGAGCCAGAAACACUUACCAAUUUGUAUAAACAGUGUUACAGUAAAACAUUACGACCAGUUACGAUGACUGGUUCCAUGUUAAUACAACAUAUAGCACAACUUUUACGAGAGUUGGAGAAGAUGUUACCAUGUACAGAAUCUUGAAUAGAUAACUGUAUAUAUUGUCUGUGUGCCAGUUUGAGAUAUUUAACAUAUAAAGUUUCGACCAACGAACACGAUUCCUUCCUCGAGAUUGACGGAGUUCGGUCGCUGUUAAAUUAUUGAUUGCUUUAACCCUCUGAAAGGUCCUUCAUAAUUCUGGUCAUUGACGCUGGUCGUUAUUUCACUUGUCAGAUGAAACCUUGGUGGGGGUAACUCAUGUACGAGGUGUCGAAGACUUUUUUUUAUUCUAGUGUAUAUAUAGCGAGAUGGAAGCUUUUAUUUAUAUAUGAUUUAUAAGCGAGAAAUAAAUAGCUUAUAUGAAUCAUA
Frieseomelitta varia is the source of this 4077-nucleotide messenger RNA. Its product is annotated as erythroid differentiation-related factor 1. Bases 142 to 3753 code for a protein of 1203 amino acids. NCBI's taxonomy places the organism in Eukaryota, Metazoa, Arthropoda, Insecta, Hymenoptera, Apidae. The record is from RefSeq and is a predicted model, not a curated record. The transcript has 8 exons. Gene Ontology annotation, biological process: positive regulation of DNA-templated transcription.